AAGAAUGGAAAGAAACCUCAAUCACAAAGAUACGAAUCUCUUAAGGGAGUAGACCCCAAGUUCCUGAGGAACAUGCGCUUUGCCAAGAAGAACAACAAGAAGGGCCUGGAGAAGAUGCAGGCCCACAGUGCCAAAGCCAUGACUGCACGUGCCGAGGCUAAGGCCCUUGUGAAGUCCAAGGAGAUUAAGCCCAAGAUCCCAAAGGGCAGCAGCCCCAAGCUCAAUCGAAUAGCCUACACCGCUCACCCCAAGCUUGGGGAAUGUGUUCAUGCCCGCAUUGCCAAAGGUCUCAGGCUCUGCUGGCCAAAGGCUAAGGCCAAGGCUCAAACCAAGGCCCAGACUGCAGCUGUGACCCCAGCUCUGGCUACUGCUCCUACCUCAGCAGUGCAGGCUCCCAAAGGUGCCCAGGCCCCCACCGAGGCUCCAGUGCUGGGCUUCCGUGUACACGGGCCUGGUGUCCUCCUGUGCUGUUUGUACAAAUAAACCUGC
Messenger RNA from Canis lupus familiaris (dog), 489 nucleotides. Its product is annotated as 60S ribosomal protein L29-like. Gene Ontology annotation, cellular component: cytosolic large ribosomal subunit; ribosome. The transcript has a single exon. Gene Ontology annotation, biological process: cytoplasmic translation. The record is from RefSeq and is a predicted model, not a curated record. Lineage: Eukaryota; Metazoa; Chordata; Mammalia; Carnivora; Canidae. The annotation marks the transcript as partial. Gene Ontology annotation, molecular function: structural constituent of ribosome.